Gaeumannomyces tritici R3-111a-1 is the source of this 2192-nucleotide messenger RNA. RefSeq lists its product as hypothetical. The record is from RefSeq and is a predicted model, not a curated record. The transcript has a single exon. The coding region runs from base 1262 to 1846 and encodes 194 amino acids. NCBI's taxonomy places the organism in Eukaryota, Fungi, Ascomycota, Sordariomycetes, Magnaporthales, Magnaporthaceae.
AAAGGUCCGAACCAACACGCAAAGUCCAAUUCAGGGGCAGUCAGCCCUGGACAACACACAUCACUUCCAGGGUUUGCGAAAAGCUCAAUCACGAAAGGGAUCAAUGAUUUUGUCCUGACUCUAUUCUACCAUGAACUGCCCUCAACAUUCUCAUUUCUGGCGCUUCCAGCCCCCGAGUAUUGCCAGCCUUACCCCACUCCUGCCCUUGGAGAACACAAGGUCAAUGACAUGGAAGCUACAGGGGUUCCGGGUUGCCAACACCGCUAGACAGGACCGCAGCCUGCAUGACGCCGGGCUGGGAACACGAUGGAUGCGCCUAGUUUUCAGCGCAGCCACCUCUCUGUAUCACCGACGCCAACAGGACUCAGCCCACAGCCACGGACACCAAUACCCCACUCUCGGUGCCGAGCAGUCUUGCUGGCACGCAGGCAGUCAUUCUUCGACGGCAUCUGGAUGCCGAGUGGCCUUGCCCGAUUGGGAUUUCCCUUUUCAACGCCCAUGACCGAAAUUUUGUAACAUGCUAAUGCUCGAUGCGGGCUUAACGGCCAUGUCGGCCGCCAAUUUUCUUGCCCCGCGGGCUGACACCGUGCGACGUAGACCGCCCUUGAAUUAGACCCGGCCCAAGAGGAACCGCCCAUGUCAUCACAGCCGCAGACUAUCGAUGCCAGCUCAACUUGCCCUGUCCCGCCCCGGUUGGCUUGGCGCUCAGGACCGCAUUUUUGCUCUGCUGAGUGGCCAGGCUCCAGGAACCACCACGGCGCCCAAUAUCACACGACCGGCUUACCCAUGCCAAGAGCGGCAUCAGCUUCGGACAUCCGACGACAUAAUAUUAACCCCGGACGGGCGUUGGGCUGACCACGGCGUGAAAUCCCUUGGCCUAACAACCAUGACAUGGGUCCUCUUUAGGCUAGUUUCUCGGACUUGACAGAAGCGAGCCAACAAGGCAAGGGACACGAUGGGGUCAACGGCCGUGAUUCCCAAGUCCAGUCUCUGAGUUGUGCCUGGUCCAGGAACGCUGGUUGUGCAUGUUCCAAAGCGGUGAUAUCCGUCGUUAGGUGGUUUCUGUUGAGCGAGCAGGCCCGGCUGCGAGUCCAGAGCAGAGGAUAAAAGACUCCCGUCCGGACACCCUCUCACAACUCUUGUCCUACCUCAUCCUCAUCGGCACUCUCUCGUUGACGCCUGUCCUCCCAUCUCUACUCUCACUCAAGUUACACAGUCGCUCCCGACCGGCAAUCCUCCACCAGUCAACCCCGCCGCAGCCAUGCUUUUCGCCCUGCCGUGCCUGGCCCUCGCCGCCCUUGGCGUUGUUGCCCUCCCAUCCAAGAGCGAUGCCGACUACACCUCGGUGUUCCACCGCACCAAGGGAGGAUCCCCGAAGUGCAUGACCCAUAAGGAGGGUGUCGCCGCGGUCGAGAUCUACCGCAAGCUGAUCGCCGAGUGGAAGCCCGAGCUGGCCACGCACGUGUCUGAGUCCUUCGUCGACUACUCGGACUCGAUCAACACCUUUGUCCACCAGCCCCUCGGCGGGCCCACGUUCCCCACCAAGGCCAUCUUCGUCGCCAGCCAGAACGCCCAGCCGCACUUCCCCAUCACCAUCCUCAGCAUCGACUCCCAGAAGUGCAACACCGUCUCGUUCCAGUGGAAGGCCGCGUUCGGCCAGGCCAACCUCCCCAGCAAGGGCCUCACCGCGCUCCAGAUGGUCUGGGAGGAGAACCAAUGGAAGGUCAAGCGGAUCGACGUCGAGUUCAACUCGCUCAUCUGGCUCCUCAACAUGGGCGGCAGCUACACCUGGGAGGGCAAGACCUACACCGCGACCUCGCCCGACGCGGGCGUGGUCCCCAAAUAAGCUUAAUGUCUAAUGACCGACGGGGUUGCUGCCGGUUCGCCCGCGGGGCAGCCUUGUCAAGACAACGACUGAUGAUUGCACAGUGUAAUGGAGCGGGUUCUGGCCUGCUUGGGACUGGGCUUGGAGUGCGAUGACGUUAAUCCUCGCGGGAUCUGGAAGGAGGACUGCCAAAACUUGUACCGACAUUGGAUAGUUUCGAUCCGGAUAAUUCCGCUUGCACAUCGAUAGCCAAGCAAACUAAUCUCCCCAAACGGUUCUCGAGCUAAAUAUGGCACCUGUGAAUUUGGGGGCAGAAAUUCUAGAUUCCCCGCAUUGAAUUGGUGCCCCACGCAGCCGCCAUGUCGAA